AUGCUUUAGUCUUCCUGUUUUAGCUCAGAAAGCACAGGGAAUAUACCCCCACCUGUGAACCCUUGAAGCACAUCUGCAGAGUAGGUUGUCAGAGCUCGAAAGAUUCAAUAUAUGCAAGUGUCAUAAUCAAAUACCUGGCAAUAAUUUAAUCCUAAGUAAAACCUAAGCAAAAAGGUAAAGAGAAUCUUGAGGAAUCAAAUCCUAUGAUAAAAUCAAACUUAAUUGCGGGGAGAGCGAAUCCCAAACGUAACAGCAAGGAGAGAAGACAACACAGCAGCUCACCGUAGGCUAUUGACACGACCCGAGUACGUAUUCCAUCGGUCAAAGAGAAGAAACAAGUCCUCAGGAUCAGUAUCCCAUGGAAGUGUGUCACAGGCCACAUGGGUUUGCAGCAUCAGUGGCAGUACUUGCUGCAGAUGAUUGCGGAGAGGGAGGAGGAGGAGUGAGAACUCAAAGCUAGAAGUUGAAGCUCACAUGGCCUCACAUCUAUCCUCCCGCUGCAGACAGAAACACACACACGUCCAACACCAGGCAGAAUCUUCUGAACCCCUUCAUUUCUUUCACUUGUGUCUCUCAUCAGGCCCUCCAACUUUUCCUCUCUAUUCUUGAUGAUGCCAACCUACUCCAGCAGAUGAUACAAAACACUGACUCUCUCUCUCUCUCUCUCUAUCUCUCUCUCCGAUUAAUCAAAGAAAGAGGAGAAGAAAACAUGCAUACCUUGAGUCUAUAAAAGCGCAACCUUUCUGACACCUCAUCAAGGAGAAGGUUUGGUGGUGAGCUCCUUGUAGGAAGAGAGGAAUGGCACUGGAAGCUGCGGCUUUCCGUCAAGGCCUCUUUGGCUAUGCUUUCGAUGAGUGGUGUGCCACCGCCGCCGGAGGAGGAGGAGGAGGAGGAGCAUGGGGCAGUGGCUUGGGAGGACUGCUUGAGGCCGAGAAAAGGAUGGGCGGUGGCGGGGAUGGGACUUGGGAUCCCUCCUCCUGCUCCUCCUCCUUGGCACAACACCUGCAGGAGUGGAAGGCGAAUUCCCCGUCGACGAAGGUGGGCGGCCGGAGGAAGAGGCGGCGGGCGAAGAGCGUCAAGAACAAAGAGGAGGUGGAGAGCCAGAGGAUGACCCACAUCGCCGUGGAGCGCAACCGCCGCAGGCAAAUGAACGAGUACCUGGCCGUGCUCCGCUCUCUCAUGCCCUCUUCCUUCGUCCAAAGGGGUGAUCAAGCAUCGAUCGUCGGCGGCGCAAUAAACUACGUCAAAGAACUCGAGCAGCUCCUUCGAUCACUGGAACUGCGGAAGCGACUCGAGCAACGAGCGGGUGCAGCCGGCGUCGCCUCCGCCUUUGCCGACUGCUUUAGCUUCCCCCAGUACGCCUCCUACUCAGCCAAUGGGGGCGCCACCGACAGCAGCAGCAGCAGCAGCAGCAGCAACAACGACAAGAAGAAUCACGGCGUCACCGGCGCUGACACUGCCUUUGGGAACAGCGGCGAGGUCGAGAACCGAGCAGCCACCGCGAACAUCGAGGUGACGGUGGUGGAGAGCCAUGCGAGCCUGAAGGUGCUCUCGAGGCGGCGGCCGAAGCAGCUGGUGAAGUUGGUGGUGGGGCUGCAGAGCCUGCGGCUGAUGCCGCUGCACCUCAACGUCACCUCCCUCGAUCAGAUGGUCUUGUACGCCUUCAGUCUCAAGGUGGAAGAUGAUUGCCAACAUACAUCAGUGGAUGAGAUAGCAACAGCAGUCCAUCAGAUGUUGUGCAGGAUCGAAGAGGAGGAGACAUACCUUUAGACGACUCCAUUUGCUUGCCACCAUAUAGGAGCCUCUCAUAUGAUUUAGAAUCUUGUACUUGUAGGACAGAGCUGUUGAUCUCAGUUACUUGGGACUUCUGCAUUUGAUGAUGAUAACCUGAGUGCUUUGCUGAUCUGCUUGCCAAAAAAAUAUCAACAUAAG
Messenger RNA from Musa acuminata subsp. malaccensis (wild Malaysian banana), 1932 nucleotides. RefSeq names its product transcription factor bHLH94. NCBI's taxonomy places the organism in Eukaryota, Viridiplantae, Streptophyta, Magnoliopsida, Zingiberales, Musaceae. Gene Ontology annotation, molecular function: RNA polymerase II cis-regulatory region sequence-specific DNA binding; DNA-binding transcription factor activity, RNA polymerase II-specific; protein dimerization activity. Gene Ontology annotation, biological process: regulation of transcription by RNA polymerase II. The record is from RefSeq and is a predicted model, not a curated record.